Messenger RNA from Saccharomycodes ludwigii, 429 nucleotides. It is a transcript of the gene FMP46, whose product is annotated as putative redox protein. Bases 1 to 429 code for a protein of 142 amino acids. The transcript has a single exon. Gene Ontology annotation, molecular function: oxidoreductase activity. NCBI's taxonomy places the organism in Eukaryota, Fungi, Ascomycota, Saccharomycetes, Saccharomycodales, Saccharomycodaceae. Gene Ontology annotation, cellular component: mitochondrion. The record is from RefSeq and is a predicted model, not a curated record.
AUGAGUUUUUUCAGAUCCCUACAAAAUACUCCAAGAGUAGUCACUUUAUUUUCCAACAAAGUUGCCAAUUCAGUAUCUUCUCCGUUACUAACACAAUUGAAGUCUAUUCAAGAAUCUAUCCCAAAAGAUAGUGGCUUCAAGUUUAACAUCGAGGUUCAUACUUCAUUCCCCACAAAAGAGCAAUUAAGCUACAUGGAAGAUGAAUGCCAACCAAAAUCAAUUCUUUCAAAAUACAUUCCAUAUUUGAAGAGAUUGAAAAAUACUCAUGGGAAUAUCGCGAGUGAUGCAUUACUUUCCACUCCUGAAUUAGGUAAGAGCUUUAGUAAAGACUUGAAAACGUUACCCCCAAAUAUUUGGAAGACAAAUGGUGAAUUUUGGGUUGAUUGGGAAAAAAAAACUCUAGGUGACACCGUUGAAAAUUUCAAAUAA